Molecule: messenger RNA, 1965 nt
Organism: Diabrotica balteata
Lineage: Eukaryota; Metazoa; Arthropoda; Insecta; Coleoptera; Chrysomelidae
Source: the annotation of a GenBank genome assembly
AACAUAACCUAAAUUAAAUCCAUGCCAUAUGCAAGUGGACAAUAAUAUUGAAAUGUUUUGAAAUAUUUCUUAUUAGUUGAUAUAAUAUAUUAGUAGCACAAUGGGAAAGAAAAAGAACGAAUUCUCUCAUCUGGCUGUGGAAGAAAGAAAAGUAAUUACUGUUGCAGAGGUGGUUCAAGAACUUAUAAAAGCCCAUCAAGAAAGAAAAGACGUGAAUUUAAACUCUUUGAAAAAUAAAAUAGCAUCAAAAUACAAUCUAGAAACUGCUCCUAGGUUGGUGGAUAUAAUUGCAGCAGUACCAAUUGAUUAUAAGAAAAUUCUGGUUCCAAAACUACUAGCGAAGCCUAUUAGAACUGCUAGUGGGAUUGCUGUUGUAGCAGUAAUGUGCAAACCCCACCGCUGUCCUCACAUUAAUUUAACAGGAAAUAUAUGUGUUUAUUGUCCAGGGGGACCAGAUUCAGAUUUUGAAUACUCAACUCAAAGCUACACUGGCUAUGAACCUACCUCAAUGAGAGCUAUUAGAGCAAGAUAUGAUCCUUAUCUUCAAACCAGACACAGAGUAGAACAACUGAAACAAUUGGGACAUUCAGUAGAUAAAGUUGAAUUCAUAGUAAUGGGUGGUACUUUUAUGAGUUUGCCUGAUGACUACAGGGAUUAUUUUAUAAGGAAUCUACAUGAUGCUCUGUCUGGUCACAAGAGUAGUUCUGUUGAAGAAGCUGUUAUUUAUUCAGAGAGGAGUAAUACCAAAUGCAUAGGAAUCACAAUUGAAACUAGACCUGAUUAUUGUCUAGAAAAACAUUUAUCAGAUAUGCUAAAGUAUGGAUGUACCAGGCUUGAAAUUGGAGUCCAAUCUGUAUAUGAAGAUGUAGCUUUAGAUACAAAUAGAGGACAUACAGUGAAAGCAGUAUGUGGUACCUUUCAUCUGGCUAAAGAUGCAGGUUUUAAAGUAGUGGCUCAUAUGAUGCCUGAUUUGCCAAAUGUUGAUCUUGAAAGAGAUAUUGAACAAUUUAUUGAAUUUUUUGAAAAUCCAGCAUUUAGAUCUGACGGAUUAAAGAUUUAUCCUACCCUAGUAAUCAGAGGAACUGGAUUAUAUGAACUUUGGAAAACAGGAAGGUAUAACAGUUACCCUCCUUCAGUACUGGUUGAUCUAAUUGCUAAAAUUUUGGCAUUGGUACCACCAUGGACUAGAAUAUAUAGAGUACAGAGAGAUAUUCCCAUGCCAUUAGUAAGCUCUGGUGUAGAACAUGGUAAUCUAAGAGAGUUAGCUUUGAAUAGAAUGAAAGAUCUUGGUUUGAAAUGUAGAGAUGUACGAACUAGAGAAGUCGGUAUUACAGAAAUCCACGAAAAAGUUCGACCAAAUGAUAUAGAGUCAGUUAGAAGAGAUUACAUGGCAAACGGUGGAUGGGAAACUUUCUUGAGCUAUGAAGAUCCUGCUCAAGAUAUUCUUGUCGGAUUGCUCAGGUUGCGGAAAUGCUCUCCUGAAAUGACGUAUCGUCCAGAAUUGCUUGGUGGCUGUUCAAUAAUACGAGAACUCCAUGUUUAUGGUAGUGUAGUUCCAGUUAGUGGAAGAGACGAUAAGAAAUUUCAGCAUCAAGGUUUUGGUACCCUUUUAAUGAAUUGGGCUGAGGAAAUCGCUAUUAAAGAACACAAUUCUAUAAAGAUAGCUGUCAUUUCUGGCGUGGGUACAAGGAAUUAUUAUAGAAAAUUAGGAUAUGAAUUACAAGGGCCGUAUAUGGUUAAGAGUUUGAAAGAAGGAGAGUAUGUUAGUGCCUUGGAUUACGUCGACGGAGCCGUUUUAAAGUUUGAUGAUAACAAAGGUUUAAUCAAGAAUGUUGUGUAUGAUGAUGAUGACGAAGACGAGUGGAUAAAACAGAUAGACGAAGAAAAUAGGAAGAAUAAGAAAAGUAUUGUUUAAAUAUGUUAACAUUAUUAUUAAUUUUUAAUAAAGUACUUUUAAUUUCAUAA